AGGCAAUGGCACCAUGACAACUGCUGGUUGCAUUACAAGCAGUCACGGCCCCAUGGGCAGAACUUACUGCCGGGCUCAUGUUGUCAGUCCAUCAGGGCGUCAGAAAGCGCUUUCUAAGCAGCAGAUAUAAUAUAAUAAGGUAGAAAUGACGCAGAACUGUAAUAAAGCCUCAGGUGAGCCGCAGUACGGCCAGAGGAUCCUUUUCACAGGUCCAGAUGGAAUUGGAGACUACAGGCCGAGGUCCAAUUAUCUCCCCCUGUACGUUGGUGUGGGUUCCACUUCUCCCGAGGCCACGAGUGAUCUGAGCUAUUUAUGCAGAGCUGCGCCUGACGCCCCCCCUCCGGCGCCCAGGCAGAGCUGCGUGGGCGAGGUGGGCUGGGGAUGGCAGUAUAACCAGCUGUUGAAUAGAGACAGGCUGCUCAGCAACAUGCAAAUUAAGAAAACCGAGUUAAGGCAAACGCUGGAGGACAGGGUCACCCAGAAGUUUCAGAUGAACCAAGGGAACGACGUCAACAACUCAGGAAAAGUCAACACCAAGUUUUCCAGAAACAAUUAGAGCAGACAGCAGAUGGCAUUCCACCGCCCACAGAGAACGGAGGACCUGACAUUUGAUGAGAUCUGUCAAGUUUGAUUUAACAUCUCCUAAUCAGUGAACGUGGCUUAAUUAACAAUCAGAUGAAGUAACAUCUGUUUUUUUUUUUUCCUAACACCUGUGAAAGUUCACGGCAGGUUUGUGACUGUGUUCAUGUAACAUCAUCACUUCAACUCUGAAAUCUGAACUUUUAUACAUCACGGACCACAUAAACAAGCCAAUAAAUUUCUAGAAAGUGUCCAAUUGUGAACAAUAAGUCAAUAACUUAUAUUCUCCCAAUUUAACUUUACCUACAGAAAAUACACCAACUUCCAGCUUGGUGUUGUUCUUCAGAGCUUCUUUGCCCCUUUCUCAGUUGUAAAGUGAGACAUCUUAUUCGGGAAGCACCUGUUAAUCCACCUCCGUAGGCGACAGCAAUGAAAUCCCCUUAUGUCUGCUACAGAAAACAGUAAAACCAUCAGUUCCCACAUAAUGAGCCAAGCGGACUCGUUGGGGUUGGCCGCCAUUGGCUGAUGGCAUCAGUGCCACGGUGGAGCUGGCGCUGCUCUGGCACACAUCUGAGGACGUCCUGUGGCUGAAUGUGUUGAGCAUGUUCAAGGCAGCCAGAAAUGUGUGUUCUCAUUCUUUUGGAUCUUUCUAUAGCGCUGCCGAUCCCGGCUCGAUGUUUUUUUGUGUUGUUCGACUCCUUUUCCAGUCAUCUCCACCUAAAACCAAAUAAAGCAAAGUGUGGAAGUUCUCGCAUCAUGUUCACCGCAGUUUCUUGCUUCAGACUAAUUAAAAACUUAUUGUAAU
Molecule: messenger RNA, 1384 nt
Organism: Fundulus heteroclitus (mummichog)
Lineage: Eukaryota; Metazoa; Chordata; Actinopteri; Cyprinodontiformes; Fundulidae
Exons: 4
Coding region: 146-556 (136 amino acids)
Source: RefSeq, a predicted model, not a curated record